GUUAGAGAAAUUGAAAGGCGUCCAGAGAGGGUCGGCCCUCCCCCCCAAAAAAAUACAGACAGAGAACGCACAGAAUGGGAAAAUCCGAGAGCCAAAUGGAUAUCAUGGAGAAAACGACCAAGCCAAGGAAGCAUCGCUGGACCAUAGUGGAGAUCGGACUGUCUGUUAUAUUACUGCUGAUGAGCUGCGCUUUGGCAGGACUGGUUGUGCUUUACGCUUCAGCUCGCAAAGAUUAUUCUUAUAGAAAUGGUGCAUUAAAAGGCCUGGAGUAUCGCAGGAACCAGGACACCACUGUGUGCACAACUCCGGACUGCGUCACUGCAGCGGCAAGGUUAUUGCAGAACAUGGACCAGAGUGUGGACCCUUGCCAGAACUUUUACCAGUAUGCAUGCGGAGGCUGGCUGGAGAGGCACGUGAUCCCAGAGACUAGCUCGCUCCAUAGCGUCUUCAACAUCUUAAGGGACGAGCUGGAAAUCGUGCUCAAGGGGGUUUUGGAGACACAAAGUGAACAUGAUCGGGAAGCUUUCAAGAAAGCUAAAGUGCUCUACAGAUCUUGUAUGAAUGAGAGUGUGAUUGAGCAGCGUGACUCGCAGCCCCUCCUAAAGCUCAUUGACAGUAUCGGUGACUGGCCUGUAGCCUCUGAGGACUGGAACAACACAGCAGAGGACUCCUGGAGUCUGGAGGACAUGCUGGCAUCCCUAAACUCUCAUUACAACAAAAAGGUUUUGCUGGAAAUGUUUGUUUGGCCUGAUGAUCGAGACUCAAGCCGCCACAUCAUUCAUAUUGACCAGCCAUCUCUGGGAAUGCCCUCAAGAGAUUAUUACCUCAAUGAUGGCAACUACAAAAAGGUGCGUGAGGCUUACCUGCAGUUCAUGGUUUCCAUGGCGAAAAUAGUACGGGAGGACAGGAACCUCACUCAGGACGAUGAGCGCGUGUGGGAGGACAUGAUGCAAGUGAUGGAGCUGGAGAGAGACAUUGCUAAUGCAACGUCUCCAGUCGAGGAACGCAACGACAUCACUGUGCUGUACAACAAAAUGACUCUGCGGGAUAUCCAGGAGACCUUUAACCUUGGUGGUUUUAACUGGACACGUUACAUUCAGGGAAUCAUGGCAAGCGUUUCCAUCACAGUGCAUCCUGACGAGCCCAUCGUGGUCUACUGCUCUCCCUACCUCGAGAAGCUCGACAAUCUGCUUUCUAGAUACAACCGCAGGACAGUGCAAAAUUACCUGGUCUGGAUGCUGAUCAUGGAUCGUGUCAGCAGCCUAAGUCGACGCAUGAAAGACAUCCGAACUCACUAUAGAAAGGCUUUACAUGGGACCACGGUGGAGGAGGCACGUUGGCGUGACUGUGUACGCUACGUCCAGAACAACAUGGAGAACGCAGUAGGGGCUCUGUACGUACGCGAGACAUUUGCUGGAGACAGUAAGCGUAUGGUUGGCGAACUUAUCAGAAAGGUUCAGGAUUCUUACGUGGAAACUUUGGAAGAGCUAAACUGGAUGGAUGCUCAGUCGAAAGAGAAGGCCAGAGAGAAGGCAAUGGCCAUCUCAGAGCAAAUUGGCUAUCCGGAUUAUAUCCUGGAAGAUGACAACAAGAAGCUGGAUCAGGAGUACAUCCAUCUUAAGUUCAGUGAAGAGAGCUACUUUGAGAAUGUGCUGGAAAACCUUCAAGCGACUGCUCAGAAAGCUCACAAGAAGCUCCAGGAACCUGUGGAUCCAGAACUAUGGAUCAUUGGUGCAGCUGUGGUCAAUGCUUUUUACUCUCACAACAGGAAUCAGAUCGUUUUUCCUGCUGGAAUUUUACAGCCACCUUUUUUCAGUGAGAAGCAGCCACAGGCCUUAAACUUCGGAGGAAUUGGAAUGGUCAUAGGACAUGAAAUCACUCACGGUUUCGAUGACCAUGGUCGAAACUUUGACAAAGAUGGAAACAUGUACAACUGGUGGAGCAACUUCUCCACAGAGCAGUUUGAGGAACAGUCGAAAUGCAUGGUGCAGCAGUAUGGCAAAUUCAGCUGGAAGCUUGCAGGAGGUCAAAAUGUGAGUGGCGUCACCACUUUAGGGGAGAACAUUGCUGAUAACGGAGGAGUUCGUCAAGCUUAUAAGGCAUACAUGAAGUGGGUGGAGAGGGAGGGUGAGGAGCCUCGUCUUCCUGGUUUAGACAUGGAUCAUAAGCAACUCUUCUUCCUUAACUUUGCCCAGGUCUGGUGUGGAGCCUGUCGUCCUGAAUAUGCCAUCCAGUCUAUCAAGACCGACCCCCACAGUCCUCUUGAGUACAGGGUUCUGGGCUCCUUGCAGAAUUUUGAAGCCUUUUCUGAGGCAUUCCAAUGCCAGAGAGGUACUCCUAUGAACCCGGAGAACAAGUGCAGAGUCUGGUAGUCUGACUAGACCCUAUAAGUUUCACUAUUUCCUAAGCAAGGUAGCAUGUUCUAUUAUAUAUAGCUGCCGUAAUGUCUGUCUAUUGAAAAAGAUGAGAAUGAGUGAGACAUAGUAAUAAAAAGUGAUUCUGUGAGGUAGUAAAGGGGGAGUGCAAUAAAGACAGAGUGGAAAAGAGACACUUUGAGUGUCAUCACUUGUUGACAUAUUUGUAUAUUUGUAUGUUAUGUGUUAUCAUUCUGUAUUUAUUUCAGAUUAAGUGGCAGGUAUGAUCUACACAGCUGCCGCCUUAGAUGGUGGACGCAUUCCCUAAUAUCUUGACAGAUUUGCCUAUUUUAAAGGCGUAUUGCUGGCUUUAAAUGUGAUAAGCUCUUUAGAAAGGAAAUAUCAAGUCUUUUACACAAUCAUACAAGGAGCCAAAAACUACAGGCUUUGAAGCCCAUGUUUUUCUUUAGGUUAAAAGUAGGUUAGGUUGGAAAAGACCCCGCAACUUGGUUGUCUCUUUUGGGAAAAAGCAGCCUUAAAAUGUUAUAGUGAAGCCAAGAAAGGUAAAAAAAAAAAAAAAGAGAGAGAGAGAAAGAGAUGUAUUAAUUGAAGGAAAGAAAGUAAUGACUUGCAACUUGGGGUUUAAAUAAAUGUAAAUGAUUUGUAAAUGUCAGCUAGCCUAUAGCGCCUCCAUCAGGUCAAAAAAUACCUUAAGACUUUAAGACUGUUAAAUUCAUUAUGGUUUAAAUAGGCACAUUUCUGUGGGAAAUAA
Molecule: messenger RNA, 3126 nt
Organism: Clarias gariepinus (North African catfish)
Lineage: Eukaryota; Metazoa; Chordata; Actinopteri; Siluriformes; Clariidae
Gene: mmel1
Product: membrane metallo-endopeptidase-like 1
Exons: 23
Coding region: 75-2372 (765 amino acids)
Biological process (GO): protein processing
Cellular component (GO): plasma membrane
Molecular function (GO): metalloendopeptidase activity
Source: RefSeq, a predicted model, not a curated record